Molecule: messenger RNA, 2895 nt
Organism: Ostrea edulis (European flat oyster)
Lineage: Eukaryota; Metazoa; Mollusca; Bivalvia; Ostreida; Ostreidae
Product: atrial natriuretic peptide receptor 1-like
Exons: 20
Coding region: 12-2726 (904 amino acids)
Biological process (GO): cGMP biosynthetic process; intracellular signal transduction; protein phosphorylation
Cellular component (GO): membrane
Molecular function (GO): peptide receptor activity; protein kinase activity; guanylate cyclase activity
Source: RefSeq, a predicted model, not a curated record
GUUUGCAUGCGAUGAAUGGUUUCCUUACCAAGGUUUCAGAGUAUAAUAUAACUGUUGCUUCCUAUCAGCGUUUUGAUGAAGACCCAUCAGACAGUCAGAUUGAUGAAUAUCUGCGUAUUAUCAAGAAAUCAGCGAGAAUUGUGUUUAUGUGUGCAGAGAAAAAUAAUUUCCGUAACAUAAUGUUACGAGCUCAUCACAGCGACAUGACCGGCGGAGAUUAUGUCUUUAUUGAUUCCAACUUUAAAUCGAAUGACAACUUAUACCGAUACAGGGUGUGGUACAAGAACGAUUCCAAUGACGUCAUAUCACGAGAAGCAUUUCGUCACGUUAUUCAUGUAACUCAAGUUAGAUGGUAUGACGAGUCCAGCAAACAAAGACACUUGGAGCUAUAUAGAGCAAUACCACAAAAGAUGACUGAGAUGCCCUGGAAUGACUCCAUAGCACUUGAUGAGGGCAUAUUACCGUCGACGUCCUCUCCUACUCUGCAUGAUUCUAUGUACCUUACCGUUCUAUGGUGGGAACAUUGCUAUAAUAACGGUCUGGAUCAUCGGAACGGAACAGGGCUGUUCGAGUUCACAAAUAACCUUACUUAUAAUGGUACAAGUGGUAGGAUUCACUUUGACGGUAAUGGAGAUAAGCAGCCCAUGUUCUGGGUAGAGGACCUGAAGAACACGAGCGACGAUUCCAGGAUCUUUGCCAUUGUAGAAACGUACCUGGAGAAGUCAGAGAUGGUGACUAUCUGGCAUGACCCGUUAUGGGCGACACCUGACGGGAAUCCACCCCCGAGCAUUCCGCUGUGUGGCUUCGCUAAUGAAUUUUGUCCACCGAGUAUCGAAGACAAUACCAUAAAGAUCAUCGUCUCUCUCUGUGGGAUCCUCGUAUUUAUUAUCGCUGUCAUCACCACGGGAUUUUAUAUCAGAAAAAGGAAUUAUGACACGCAGAUUUUAAAGAUGGCCUGGAAAAUCAAUUUCAGUGACAUCAACAUGAAAAGAAAAAAACGUGGAAUUGGGAGUCAGCUGAGUGCAUUAUCUCUGGCUGACCGUGAAUGCAGUAGUAUUGUUACUAAUAACCAGAAUUUUACACAAACGGCGGAGUAUAACGGUCAGACUGUGGCUCUCAGAAUCAGCCCCCUGUCGACAGUCCAGCUUUCUAUGACAGACCUGGUGGAACUUAGAGCGAUGCGAGACUUCAUUCAUCCCAAUGUGAACCCAUUUAUCGGAGCCUGUAUCGAAUCCCCUGAUAUCUGCUUCCUAUUUUUGUAUGGCUCCAAAGGAAGCCUCCAGGAUGUGUUGGAAAAUGAUGACAUCAAAUUAGAGUGGGCAUUCAAAGUCGCAAUUCUGAAGGACAUUGCCAUGGGAAUGCACUAUAUCCACCUAUCAGUCUUGAAGUCACACGGAAGACUGAAGAGUUCCAACUGCAUCAUUGACAACAGAUGGACGGUGAAAAUAACCGACUAUGGCGUAUCUACAUUCUACGAAAAUAAGAAACUGGCAAACAUCAAGCGAAUGGAGGAUUUCAAGGAUUUGUUAUGGAGUUCUCCGGAAAUCCUGAAGUCGGACGACAUUCGCUCCAGGAAUGGGACGCGGACUGGUGAUGUCUACAGCUACGGUAUCAUACUACAUGAGAUUUUCUACCGCUGUGGACCAUUUCCGGUCGCAGGAAAGACACCGAAAGAUAUAAUUUUGGGGAUAUACAAUGGUCAUUCCUAUAAACCGGACAUCGAUAACUCCGAUGACAUCAGGAUUCAGAUGGUGAGGCUGAUGAAGAUGUGCUGGGACGAUGACUGGCAGCAGAGACCGGAUUUCACGAAUAUUCUCAGAUCCAUCCGCGAGAAGAACAUAGAGGCGAGUGUGAGUAUAAUAGACAACAUGAUCAACAUGCUGGAGAAGUAUGCCAACAACUUGGAGGACCUCGUGGAAGAGAGGACGGUCGCACUGAACGAAGAAAAAGAGAAGACAGAUCUUCUCUUAAAUCGGAUGUUACCCAGGCUUGUGGCCGAGAAAUUAAAGAGAGGGGAAUCAGUUGAUCCUGAAACUUUCGAAGCAGUUACAAUUUUCUUCUCGGACAUCGUAGGAUUUACCACCAUCGCAUCUAAAAUCACAGCAAUAGAUGUCGUGCAAUUCCUCAACGAGAUUUACACGUUAUUUGACGAUAUCAUCUCUACUUUUGACGUAUAUAAGGUGGAGACAAUUGGCGAUGCUUAUAUGGUAGUCAGCGGUCUGCCGGAGAGGAAUGAAAACGCCCACAGUGGUCAGAUAGGUAGCAUGUCUCUGGCCAUACUGAAACAGCUCAAACAAUUUAAAUUGAAGGCAAUACCAGAACAAAAAGUUAUGGUCCGCAUAGGACUACACACUGGCCCAGUAUGCGCAGGCGUUGUAGGACAGACGAUGCCAAGGUACUGUUUGUUCGGCGACACCGUGAACACAGCUUCCCGGAUGGAGUCUAAUGGAGAAGGUGGGAAAAUACACAUCACACAGAUGACGAGAAGUGCACUGAUGAGUCUUGGAGGGUAUGAGAUAGUAGAUCGAGGAAAUAUUCCGAUUAAGGGAAAGGGGGAAAUGUAUACUUACUGGUUGGUCAACAAAACAGACACACAUCCUCAAUCAUCAUCACCGUCUAACUUGGACCAGCAUCGCCCACGUAGUUUUCCCAGUCACAUGAGGCCAUUGCACAGUGAAGUAGACGAAACGGAUGGACUCUCAAUAGAGGAAAGGGGACAUUUCUGACUCUGUAAAUGUCGCUUAAUGUAUCACCGAUCGACAUCUUGCAUUAAAGGAAAAUCUAGUCUGACAAUACAAUGAAAAUAUGAACGUUUGAAAUGAGGAUGUCUAGUUUAUUUUUAUAGUCUUCAGUUCCGUCCAUCUGUCGUUAUAGAUAUUAAAUAGGUUACUCGGU